This is a messenger RNA of Clupea harengus (Atlantic herring), 4724 nucleotides long. It is a transcript of the gene pbx3b, whose product is annotated as pre-B-cell leukemia homeobox 3b. Lineage: Eukaryota; Metazoa; Chordata; Actinopteri; Clupeiformes; Clupeidae. Gene Ontology annotation, cellular component: nucleus. The record is from RefSeq and is a predicted model, not a curated record. Gene Ontology annotation, biological process: regulation of DNA-templated transcription. Gene Ontology annotation, molecular function: DNA-binding transcription factor activity, RNA polymerase II-specific; DNA binding.
UAAGCGGGGCUCGUAGAAACGACUGUACAAUGCUAUUGCGGAGCGAACAGCCCGAGCAAUUCAUUAUCAGUUUUGUAUGAAACAACAUAAAACUCCGGGAGCGCAGUGUUUUUUUUCCUGUGCUUUAUUGCAAAUGAUCUCUUUAAUGUGACGUCGAGCUGCACGUCUGCAGCUAAAUGAGGCAAAGGCUGGUUGGAAGUUUUGGUGUUUUUGAUCAGAUGCUCCUGUUUCAUUAUUAUCAUCACCAGUAUCAUUAGUACCGCUAAGGCGUUUUGUUAUCAGCGCUCCAGCGAGAAGUGACAAGAAUCUAGACCCCUCCUCUACAGGGCGGAGCGUGCAUUUUUAUUUCCAUUUUGUAUUUUUUUCUCAGCUCCCGCUCUGACACGUCCGCACUGAGUGAGGGGCAUUGGCACAUUGUCAAUCGCUCACUACGGCUGCCAUCAAACAACAUAAAGCGUACGCAGUCAGAGACUCAGCCUCAUAAAUUUCAGGGGGCAGAUAUUUUUGCACAUCGCUUUAUGGGGUGCAAUUAAUUUUUCGCGAUUAGUUUUUCUAUUUUUCCACACUUACACUAAAAAACUUUUUUGAACAUUUUAUAUUUCUAUUGUCACCUUUAUCAUUCCAACAGUGGACGCGCAGCAUUUAAUUGAUUGUGUUUGCUUAUUGGAGGAUCAUUCACCGCAACAUUAUUUUUCAGCUGUCCACACUUCAAACAUUCUGUAGCCCUUUUUUUAAUUUCGAAUUGUUAAUUUAUUAAUUUUGCGUUAUCAUUUGUUUUCCUCAUAGGAAGUGGAUAUUUGUUCUAUUGUCCAUUACAAUUGGGAUUUGAACAAGUUUUCAAGAAGAAUUACACGUGGAAACAAUAGCGCAAGAAGAUUUCAUUUAAACUAAAGACAUCUUCAAGGGGCUUUGCUUGUCAUAUCCUACACGUCACAUUAGAAUAAAGACGAAUUGGCAUGUGGAUUCGUACAGCGAUCACCCGCGAGCUCCUGACACCUGAAUACUGAACUUAAAAAAUCAAAGAAAGAAAAAAACCCAGAAAACUGCUCAAUUUUCGAAGAAGACAUUCGUACCUGCGGGACUGAGGGAGGACUGGAAGCAGUUCGAGAAAGUGAUUCUUGGGACACGCGACAUCAAUAUCAUCAUUGCUAAGCUUUCAAUGUGUAUCAGUUUAUUUUUUUUAAACUGCGAUACAGUUUUACCGUUAAGGUUUCACGUUCUGCAAAUGCUGUAGAGAAGUUGCCUUUGCAUGUGCUUUUCCCGCGCGUGUUUACGCCUUCAGUGACAGUAGAAGUGCAUUGAUUGUGUUGCGGCUGACUAUGGACGAGCAAGCCCGGAUCAUGCAGACUCUCGGCGGCGUGAAUUUGUCUGGCCACCCGGGGCAGGGAGGCAUGACUUUGCCGCCUCCACACGGACACGACGGGACCGAUGUAGACGGAAGAAAACAAGACAUCGGAGACAUUCUGCAUCAGAUCAUGACGAUAACUGACCAAAGUCUGGACGAGGCGCAAGCAAAAAACAGGAAACAUGGACUGAAUUGCCACCGGAUGAAGCCAGCCUUGUUCAGCGUGCUCUGCGAGAUUAAAGAGAAAACAGGUCUCAGUAUUCGAGGAGCGCAGGAGGAGGAGCCUCCAGAUCCCCAGCUGAUGCGCCUGGACAACAUGCUGCUGGCGGAGGGCGUGGCCGGGCCUGAGAAAGGGGGCGGAGCAGCGGCGGCGGCGGCAGCAGCGGCGGCGUCGGGCGGGGCGGCGGGAGACAACUCCAUCGAGCACUCGGACUACAGGGCCAAACUCACACAGAUCCGACAGAUCUACCACACGGAGCUGGAGAAGUACGAACAGGCAUGUAACGAGUUCACCACUCACGUGAUGAACCUGCUGCGGGAGCAGUCUCGCACGCGUCCCAUCUCGCCCAAGGAGAUCGAGCGCAUGGUGAACAUCAUCCACCGCAAGUUCAGCUCCAUCCAGAUGCAGCUCAAGCAGAGCACCUGCGAGGCCGUCAUGAUCCUGCGCUCACGCUUCCUCGACGCCAGACGGAAAAGAAGGAACUUCAGUAAGCAGGCGACGGAGAUCCUGAACGAGUACUUCUACUCUCACCUGAGCAACCCCUACCCCAGCGAGGAAGCCAAAGAGGAGCUGGCCAAGAAGUGCAGCAUCACAGUAUCCCAGGGGGUGGGAACUACCAUCACAGUGUCACAGGUAUCUAACUGGUUCGGGAACAAGCGGAUCCGUUACAAGAAGAACAUCGGGAAGUUCCAGGAGGAGGCGAACCUUUACGCCGCCAAGACCGCGGUGAACGCGGCCCACGCCGUCGCCGCCGCCGUGCAGAACAGCCAGACCAACUCGCCCACCACGCCCAACUCCGGCUUCCAGAUGAAAGAUGAGGAGUUUCAGCUGGACUCUGCCGAGAACAAAAACACUCUUUUAACCAACAUGUUUACUGGUUCCUCAGGGUCUUAUAGCCUCCCAACCCCAAACACUGGGGACUUGUUCAUGAGCAUGCAGAGUCUGAGUGGAGACUCUUACCAGGGCCAAGUCGGAGCCAAUGUGCAGUCUCAGGUGGAUACUCUGCGCCAUGUUAUCAGUCAGACGGCAGGAUACAGUGAUGGCCUUGGAGGAAACGCUAUGUACAGUCCACAUAGCCUGAAUGCAAAUGGCGGGUGGCAGGAUGCAACCACUCCGUCCUCCAUCAUCUCCCCAACCGAAGGACCGGGCAGCGUGCACUCUGAUACCUCGAUUUGAUCAUACACACACACACACACACACACACACACACACACACACACACACACACACACUCACACAUCUCAUCCCCCUGCUGAAGAACCCCAACUACAGCGCCCGCCACAGACUGACCAAUCAGAGAGGCUGAACCAGCUGUCAGAAACCAAUCGUCUGGCUGCGUUUAUUUCAUGCGUUCAGCGGCGCUCAUCCUUUUUGACCUCUGUGUUUUCAAUAUUCGUUGACUUCUCCUGUCAUCUGCUUCAACACGUGUUUUUUCUAUUCUGAUUUGUUCUCCACCCGUAUGUUUGUUCAAUGGUGGGGAGGCGAGUCUGUGCGAGUGUGUGAAACCAAACCCACCUGUUAAUAGAAAUACAAAUAGAUAUCAAUGACCAAGACCAUUCAUAUGGCCCUGAAUAUGUUUCAGGCAUCCGAAUAGACACACACCUUCGUGUUCAUUCCUGUUCGACUAGUGGGACCGAGUAUCCACUGGUGCCUCCACCUUUCCUCUACUCGUAGUAUGUACUCAGUCAGCACUCCAUACUCAAACUGUACUCCAUACUCCAGACAGUGCUUUUGUAAGUAUACUGAUUUACCCCUUCGGUUUGGCCUUCUGUGGGAGUCAGCGUGCUGUCGGCCGUAGCCGGUCUCCUGAAGAGAGCAGGCAGCUGUAGUGUGUGUGUGUAGUGUGGAAGUAAGGUGGACCCAAAGACCCAGACCAGAACCGGUUCUGGCCCAAAAUCCUGGUCCAGACGUCCUGCUUGUUGUCUGUUUAGUAGCGGCAGGGUUCAUCCACUUAGUUAGCAGGACUAACAAGCGUCAGACAGCAUUGAGGGGGAUAUCGCUCACGGCUCACACACACAUGUGUCUCAUUUGGCCUCACACACCUAAAUUGUUCCAGUGUAUCAGAGGCCCUUGCCACAGCAUUCAAUAUAAAUCUAAAGGUGCACUCUUUUUCGGAAACGUUUUUAAAUGUCCGACCUGUAUCAGCAUUCUCUCAUAGCGUUCGCCGACACAUCAAGCAUCAUCACACGUAUCAUUAUGAAUGAGGUGGAUUUGGGAUUUUUUGCAUUGUAUUGAUAACUAAAAAAAAAGAGUCUUUAACCUUUUCUCGGAAAUAGCUAUGGGUCUUGCGGUUUCGCCAAUUAGUUGUAGAACUUCAUUUUGGCAACAGAAGACACCGACCACAAAAAUGCGUUGUAUAUAAUAUAGCUUAAGAGUCUUUAUACAUCCCACCAAUCAGAGCUCAGCUUUAUUACCUCAUCAGGCCCAUAGAAACCAAUAGAAUUCCAACAUUCUCUAGCUUAGAAUGCUCACGUACUACCUCUAUAAAACAAUAUCAUCACCAUAUUUUAUGCCUUUUGAUUUUUUACUUUGGGUUUUCACUUUGUUUGUUUGCAUCUUGUAACAAACUUCUUUUUCUUCAUGUAAUCUAAUGUAUAUUUUAAUCUUCUAAGAAAACCAAGUUGCUUUGUUGCAGCUUUUAAAAAGACAAAAAUAAAAAAAUUGUCAAUGAUAAUAUGAAUAAAUGAAUUACAGGAUUAUGGGGGAUGAGGGGAGACGAGAAACGAGUGAAAUUCUUUUUGUGGUGAAUUUUGAGGGAGGGAGCGGGGAAACGUUCGGACAUUACUUAACACCAAACAGUGAAACUGUUGUACAUACUGAGGAACAUUUUGAAUGUUGAUCAUCUGUUACAUGCAAAAAAGGAAAAAAAAUCUCAUACGAGGAAACUGUAAUGCAUAGAGGUUUCAGCAGUCAGGCUGAACAUUUCCCCCUGUUUGACAGCGGGCAAAAACUUUCUUUCUCUUUUUUGUAUUGUAUGUGACUCUGAGACGGAUAAAGUCAUGACAGUUUAUUUGUGGCAGUGAUUCUAAUGUAUUAAACUGUUUCGUGUUUCUUUCUUAUCAGACGGCGCCCCAGACUGACAAGUCUUCCUUGUGGUAGUUAUGUGUAAUUUCAAACAUGAAUAAACGUUUUCCUUUAAAGAUGGAAAAGCCAAGCCUU